This is a messenger RNA of Penicillium subrubescens, 2220 nucleotides long. RefSeq names its product pheromone-regulated protein PRM1 (gene prm1). The transcript has a single exon. Lineage: Eukaryota; Fungi; Ascomycota; Eurotiomycetes; Eurotiales; Aspergillaceae. The coding region runs from base 1 to 2220 and encodes 739 amino acids. The record is from RefSeq and is a predicted model, not a curated record. Gene Ontology annotation, cellular component: mating projection tip.
AUGAUAUUCUCACGAUCCGGGCGAUCAGUCUUUCCUUUACUUCCUCCAUACGGAGCACACGAUCCUUCUAACGGGCGAAUCAUUCCUUUGCACCCAGAUGGCCUCACGCCAUACCUUGGCCUGCGCGCCCGACUAUCACAAGUAUGGAUCAAUCGCUGGACGAUAUUGUUGAUCCUGGUGCUGGUUCGAGUUCUAAUCGCCAUUGGAGAUGUUCGCAGUGACAUGGCCUCAGCUAAGCGUGAGGCACUGUCUGCAUGUACCUCCGUGGAGUCCAUGGGCAGUGUGAUGGCCUCCAUGCCACAUUAUCUGGCUUCCGGGGUCAACGAGCUCACUGCUUCGGGAGUCGAACAUGCCGUGAAUGGCCUGAACUCCAUGCUUCUGCUUACAAUCACGGGCGUGGAGGAGAUCAUCCUGUUCAUUAUCAAGAUCAUGUACCAGACCUAUCUCUGUCUCGCCACGAUGGCGGUACGAAGUAGCGUUCACGUUGCUACCGCGCUGAUUGAGGACGUGGCGGGCUUCUUAAAUACCACCAUCAAAGCGGCUGCAAAGGAUAUUCAAAAGACGGUGACCACGUUCGAACACGCGCUCGAUGAAUUCGCCGGUCUAGUCAACACUGCGGCAAGCGCCUUGGGUGCUUCUCUGCCAUCGCUCAAUCUGAAUAGUUCCCUUAGCGUGUUGGACGAUAUCUCCCUCCCGUCCUCGAUUAACACCACUCUCGAUAAACUGAACAACGACAUCCCUUCAUUCGACGAGGUACAGAACUUUACUGAGAGCAUUAUCCGACUUCCCUUUGAAGAGGUCAAGAAACUCGUGAACGCCUCGCUGGGGACGUACACUUUUGAUCGCAACGCGCUACCCACCCCGGCAAAGCAGCAACUGGCAUUCUGCAACGACAACGACGGCAUCAACAGCUUCUUCAAAGGCGUUACCGACAUUGCUGUCACCGCACGAACAAUCUUCAUCGUCGUCAUCCUCCUCGCAGCUGUUCUUGCCUGCAUCCCCGUCGCUUGGCAGGAAAUCCGCCGAUGGCGUCAGAUGAAGGAGCGCGCUCAGUUGGUCCGCAAAGAAGCUCACGACCCAAUGGACGUCGUCUAUAUCGUCUCUCGCCCUUACACAGCUGCCGCAGGAAUCCAGGCUGCAAGCCACUUCAGCAACAGUCGUCGACAGAUCCUCGUGCGCUGGGCCAUUGCGUACGCCACCUCCAUGCCGGCACUGUUCGUUCUCGCCCUCGCCAUCGCAGCACUACUCUCCUGCCUCUGCCAAUACAUCCUCCUCAGGAGUGUUGAAAAAGCCGUUCCAGGACUAAGCAACGAAGUAGGCGCUUACGCUGACAAAGUCGUUGGUGCGCUCUCGAAUGCCUCAGUAGCAUGGGCCACCGAUGCAAACAAGGCGAUCGACUCUAUGGACGCCGAUCUGAACAAGAAGAUCUUCGGCUGGGUGAACACCAGUACAACGGCUGUCAACGACACACUUGAAACCUUCGUGGUAAAGACUCAGAACGUCCUGAAUGACACCUUCGGCGGCACCCUCCUCGAAGAACCCGUUCAAGAACUCUUCGAGUGUCUCCUCGGUCUCAAGAUCGAAAGCGUCCAGAAGGGUCUCACAUGGGUCCACGACCACGCCCAUAUCGACUUCCCCAAUCUUCCAAACGACACAUUCUCUCGUGGCGCGAAAGAUAGUAUCUCCAACGACACGAACCCCUCCGCUAGCUUCCUCGCCGACGCGGGGGAUACCACAUCCAACAAAAUUACGGAGGUAGUACAAAAUGUCAUCGACAAACUCAAAGACGGUCUCCGCACGGAAACCCUCAUCGCCACGGCCAUCCUUCUCCUAUGGGUUGUCAUCGCCUUGAUCGGUAUCCUCCGCGCAAUGACUCUCUUCUGGGGCCGGGACCGGAAUCGCGGCGAUGGAGGUGGCCAUGCCAUGGACCCUGUGCGUGAUAACUCGGGGCCUAGAAACCCGGGACCCGCACCAGACUCGAGAGACUUUACGGAUAUUCCUUUGACAGCUAUCCCGAGGAAUGAGCUUGGUUUUAUUCAGGCCGUGCCUCGGUAUGAGACACCCGCUGCGGGCACUUCGCAGGAUAGGGCUGAGCCGUCGUUCAACGAUGAGAAGGUUGGCUUCGCGGGACAGCGGAAUUAUGAUUCUGCGCUCAAGGUUGAUGCUGAACCGGCGUCGCGGAAAAGCAAUUAUGUGGAAUAUGAUGGGAAAAGGGGUUGA